Ixodes scapularis (black-legged tick) is the source of this 3329-nucleotide messenger RNA. Its product is annotated as glutenin, high molecular weight subunit DX5-like. Bases 628 to 3300 code for a protein of 890 amino acids. The transcript has 3 exons. The record is from RefSeq and is a predicted model, not a curated record. NCBI's taxonomy places the organism in Eukaryota, Metazoa, Arthropoda, Arachnida, Ixodida, Ixodidae.
CACUAGCGCCACCUGUUGGGUAGCCAUGGAACACCUUGGAAUCCCGUAUAUAGCCUAAUUUUUCUCGCAUCAUUACUUUGUUGGCUUGGAAAACUGUUUUUCGCAAUGUUAUAAACGACGAUUUCUCGUAGAUUGCACGUAUAUUUGAUCUCGCUCAUACUACAAAACCUCACAGAUCAUGCCAGUGUGCUGUCUCGUCGUAAGGAAUCACAGGAGCUAGGUCGUAAGCAAACGGAAAAGCUGACUGAUCGAGUCACUGAGUCAAAUUAAACAAAUUCAAAAGCUCAGUGCCAUGGCGUUCGUAAUCUCCCUGUACGUGGUCAAACAGCGAAUGAGCCAUGAUUUGCGAUGUCAGUAUGUAUGUCCGUGUUUCCAUGUUUACGAGUUUUACACUGCUCUCUGACUUUUGGUGAAACGAAGUAUACGUAGAGUCUGCCAUCUAAAACUGUCCUUAUGUGUGGCGCCAACCCAGGUGACUAAAUUUGGUGCUCGAGAAGAACUUCCAAGUGAAAUCAGGAGAAAAAUACGCCGCUGUCUUGUCCAUAGCAACGUUGCACAGUUGUGAACAAAAACAACGUUCAAAAUAAAUAUGUGAAUGCAAUGAAUGUUUUAUAGAUAAAGCACUGGAUGCAGCAGGGAAACGUGGCAAGCCCCACGUACUCCUCAAGGCUGGUCACAAUGUUUGUCGGUAUAAACAUUAUCAGCGCUCUGCUCGUUGGAGUAAAGGUGAUGGUGCUGCUGGCCAUGUAUGCUUACCGGGAAAGUCUUCCGAGGGAAAAAGGAGAAAGGAAAUCUGAAGAUUAUUCACAUGGGGACCAGGAAAAAACACUUUCCAAAGAACAGCAAACGGAGGAAAAGCCUAUAGUGCAAACCCCAGAGGAAACGUUACAAAGGUACAAGCAGUCAGAUCAAGAACAUCCCAAAGGAGUGCCUGAGACAUCGCCUAUGCGACAGGCUAAGGAUAUACCGAAACGACUGUCCAAAGACCAGGGCCAGGAACGACCCGAAUCACUAGUCGCAGGCCCACAGAGAAUAUUGGCCGGGGAGUCUGCUAAAGGACAGGCUAGGGAGAUGCCGAAACAACCGCCCAAGCAGCCGGUGCAAGAACCACUUAAAGGCGCGCCCAGAAGGCAUUCAGGUCCAGAGUCUAGGGAUUCGCCUACGACACAUGUUCACGACAUUCAGAUACAAUUACUUGGACAACCGGUGCAAGAACAACCAAAAGAUGCGCCCGGACAACGGCUCAAAAUGGUAUCUCGGGCGUCGGUUACGGAACAACCCAAGCAACAGCCCAUGCAACCUCCUCAGGUUUAUAGAGAACAGCCAAAGAAGCUCGCUCAGGAACCAGAUAAAUAUAUUGGACUCCUUGGAGAACAGCCCGGAGCUGCACCGAAGGCACAGCUCCGGCCUCAAGUGGUGCAGACUCCAGAGAAAACGUUACAAAGGUUCAAGCCGCUAGAUCAAGAACCACCCAAAGGAGUGUCUGAGAAAUCGCCUAUGCGACAGGCUAAGGAUAUACAUGAAAGGUUGUCCAAGGACCAGGGACAGGAAAGACCCAAAUCAUUAGUCACAGGCCAACAGAAAGUAAUGACCGGGGAUCCUACUAAAGUACAGAUUAGGGAGAUGCCGAAACAACCGCCCAAGCAGCCGGUGCAAGAAGAACUAAAAAGAGCGUCCAGAAGGUACUCAGGCCCGGAGUCGAGGGAUUCGCAGAGGAUACAUGUUCACGAGAUACAGAUACAAUUGCCUGGACAACAGGUGCAAGAACAAACCAAAGAUGUACACGGAGCACAGCUCAAGAUCGUAUCUCCAGCGUCGGGUACGGAACAACCCAAGCAAGAGCCGAUGCAACCACCUCGGGUUUCCAGAGAACAGCCAAAGGAGCUUGUUCAGGAAUCAGGUAAACAUCUUGGAGUUCCUGAAGAACAGCCCGGAGCUGCGCCGAAGGCACAGCCCCGGCCUCAAGUGGUACAGGCCCUAGAGAAAACGUUACAAAGGUUGAAGCCGCUAGAUCAAGAACCAUCCAAAGGAGUGUCUGAGAAAUCGCCUAUGCAACAGGCUAAGGAUAUACAUGAAAGGUUGUCCAAGGACCAGGGACAGGAACGACCCGGAUUAUUAGUCACAGGCCAACAGAAAAUAAUGGCCGGGGAACCUACUAAACUACAGGUUAGGGAGAUGCCGCAACAACCGCCCAAGCAGCCGGUGCAAGAACAACUCAAAGAAGCGCCCAGAAGGUACUCAGGCCCAGAGUCCAUGGAUUUGCAUAGAAUACAUGUUCACGAGAUACAGAUACAAUUGCCUGGACAUCUGGUGCAAGAACCACCAAAAGGAGUUCCUGAGAAAUUGCCUAUGCGACAGGAUAUACCGAAACGACUGUCCAACGACCAGGGACAGGAGAUGCCAUGGCAAGGGAUGUCAGCGCAAGGACUACCAGCGCAUGGAAUCUCUGUCCGUGGAGUGCAAGGAAUGCCAGGGCAAGGGAUUCCAGGACAAGAAAUUAGAGGGCAAGGAAUGCAAGAACAGGGGAUACAAGCACAAGUGUUGCCAAGGAAAGGAAUGACAGGCCAAGAGGUGAAAAUGCAAGGAAUGCAAGGGCAAGUAAUGCAAGGACAAUGGAUUCCAGGGCAAGAAAUUAGAGGGCAAGGAAUGCAAGAACAGGGGAUACAAGCACAAGUGUUGACAAGGCAAGGAAUGACAAGCGAAGAGAUGAAAAUGCAAGGAAUGCAAGGGCAAGUAAUGCAAGGACAAUGGAUGCAAGGACGAAGGAUGCCAGGAAAGGGGAUCAGAGAACAGGGGAUGCCAGGGCAAGGGAUACCAGGACAAACGAUGCAAGGACAAGGGAUGCAAGGACAAAUGAUGCCAGGACAAGGAUGGCCAGCGCAAGGGAUGCCGGCGCAAGGGAUGCCGGCGCAAGGGAUGCCGGCGCAAGGGAUGCCAAAGCAAGGGUUGCCAGCGCAAGGAUUUCCAUGGCGAGUUCCGGGGCAAGGAAUUUCAGUGCAAGGAAUGCAAGCAAAAAUGAUGCCAGGACAAGGAAUGCCAAAGCAAGGGAUGCCUGCGCAAGGAAUGCCAGCGCAUGAAGCGUCAGAGGCUGCAUUGCCAAGGCGUGGGGUACCAACGGAUAGGAUGUCAUCGCCGCUUCCAGCGAAGGACCAAGAGGCUGUCGUGUCAGGAUCAGCUGAAUCGCCACCAGUCGGGGAUGCGGCACAGCAGCAUCCCGAGGCCCAAGCGCCCCUCCCCUCAGCGUCGCAAGAGAGGAGACAGAAGGGCAUGGCGAGAAAAUUCUACAUGUACUACAAAUAAAGUUUUCUUGGUGUCUCUGAAAUCAUAAA